Schistocerca americana (American grasshopper) is the source of this 876-nucleotide messenger RNA. Its product is annotated as cyclin-dependent kinase inhibitor 1C-like. The coding region runs from base 46 to 669 and encodes 207 amino acids. Lineage: Eukaryota; Metazoa; Arthropoda; Insecta; Orthoptera; Acrididae. The record is from RefSeq and is a predicted model, not a curated record. The transcript is spliced from 5 exons.
GGCUUCUCCUGCUUCCACGCAACCUACCCUCUCACACAUCUCGACAUGAAGCUCUUGGUGGUGGUGCUGGCGCUAGCAGGCGCAGUGCUGUGUGAGGAGCAGCAGCAGCAGCAGCAACAGGUGGCGAGCAAGAGGCACGACAAGCGCGGCCUCUUCGGUCUGGGAGACUUCGGCGCCCUGGAGUACGGAACACUGGGCGGCUAUGGAGUGGGUUCAGCACUGGCUGGUGUUGCGGCACCAGCUGGCGCUGUCGCUGCCGCUGGUCCAGCCCUUCCAGCUCCUCUCCCAGCAGCUGUGUUCGAGCCCGGCGUCUCUGUGCACACCACCAUCACCAAGCAGGUCCCAGUUCCCGUACCAGCACCGUACCCCGUAACCGUGGAGAAGCACGUGCCCGUGGCUGUCCCAGCACCAUAUGCUGUACCAGUCCCCAAGCCGUACGCCGUCGCCGUACCCAAGCCGUACCCAGUCGCUGUGGACCGGCCAGUCCCUGUACACGUGGACAGGCCGUACCCUGUGCCGGUACCUCAGCCUGUAGCGGUGCCAGUGGCGAAGCCGGUCCCCUACUUCAUCCACAAGCCAGUGGCGGUGCCCGUGGCCCACCCCGUCCCCGUCGCAGUCCCGAAGCCCAUCGUCUUCGAGAAGACGUUCGAGCUGGGAGGCUGGCACUAGGCGGCGAGCCGCGCUGCUCCUCCGCGAGACCCUCUCAGGGUUCCUGGCGCACCCCUCUGCUGGCUGUUCUUAGCGGCGACAGACGGCUGUGAGGGAGGCAGGAGCCACCUGUCCCACACUCAGGACUUAAGUGUGUGCGAGAACCAGCGUGCACUCCGAUUGUUUUUUAUACUUUCAUAUACGUCAUAUGGGUUCAAGUCAAUGUGC